Triticum turgidum subsp. durum (durum wheat) is the source of this 831-nucleotide messenger RNA. The record is from the annotation of a GenBank genome assembly. NCBI's taxonomy places the organism in Eukaryota, Viridiplantae, Streptophyta, Magnoliopsida, Poales, Poaceae.
AUGGCGUCGUCGCAGGCGAAUCUGGACAAGAUGCAGCUCCGCCAGAGCUACCGCAACCUCUGGCACACCGACCUCCCCAACGCCAUCCAGGCCGACUUCCCCUACUGCUGCCUGUCGCUCUGGUGUGGGCCAUGCGUGUCAUACAUGCUUCGUAAAAGGGCUCUCUACAAUGACAUGUCAAGGUAUACGUGCUGUGCUGGCUAUAUGCCAUGUAGUGGCAAGUGUGGUGAAAGCAAAUGCCCAGAAUUCUGUCUUGCAACUGAGGUGUUUCUGUGCUUUGGUAAUUCAGUUGCUUCAACCCGCUUCUUGCUUCAAGACGAAUUCAACAUACAGACAACCAAGUGUGAUAACUGCAUCAUUGGUUUCAUGUUCUGCCUUCAACAAGUUGCUUGCAUCUUCUCAAUAGUUGCUGCUAUUGUCGGUAGUGAGGAACUUUCAGAGGCUUCCCAGAUCCUUUCCUGCCUGUCUGAUAUGGUCUACUGCUCGGUUUGCGCCUGUAUGCAGACACAGCACAAGGUUGAAAUGGACAAGAGGGAUGGGAAGUUCGGGCCACAGCCCAUGCAAGUGCCUCCAAUGCAGCAGAUGUCACGCAUCGAUCAGCCUGUCCCUCCACCCGCUGGCUAUGCACCACAACCAGCAUACGGCCAGCCUUAUGGUGCCUACCCACCUCCUCCAGCUCAGGGUUACCCACCGCCGCCAGCUCAAGGCUACCCACCGGCAGGUUACCCGCCAGCAGGUUACCCCCAGGCCCAGGGCAGUUCAUACCCUCCACCCGGUUCGUAUCCCCCACCUGGUUCCUACCCCCCUCAGCAGGGCUACUACGGAAAGUAA